Messenger RNA from Diospyros lotus (date-plum), 1871 nucleotides. RefSeq names its product probable sphingolipid transporter spinster homolog 2. The transcript has 17 exons. Gene Ontology annotation, molecular function: transmembrane transporter activity. Lineage: Eukaryota; Viridiplantae; Streptophyta; Magnoliopsida; Ericales; Ebenaceae. Gene Ontology annotation, biological process: transmembrane transport. The coding region runs from base 156 to 1691 and encodes 511 amino acids. Gene Ontology annotation, cellular component: membrane. The record is from RefSeq and is a predicted model, not a curated record.
CGCAUUGGCUUCUAACAGAAGACUGCUCUUCCGAGCCACUAGUCAAACUAAUUUUAUAGUGAAAUUAACAUUGACGGGAGGAGGAGUGCAGCCAAAGCCGUUGGAACUUGGAAAUAUCUAACCCUAAGCUGUCUGUUACUGCGGAUUCGAGCAAAAUGCAGAGAAUUUCCAAUGCUUUGUCCCCUCCCAAUCCUUCAUGGUUCACCCCGAAAAGGUUACUUGUUAUCUUUUGUGUGGUUAACUUGUUAAAUUAUGUGGAUCGAGGAGCAAUAGCAAGCAACGGAGUAAAUGGGAGUCGUGGAACUUGCUCAAAAACUGGUCCAUGCACAUCUGGUACUGGAAUUCAGGGGGAUUUUAACUUGAACAAUUUUGAAGAUGGUGUUAUAUCUUCUGCUUUCAUGGUUGGACUUCUUGUGGCUUCUCCAAUAUUUGCAUCCUUAGCAAAGAGCAUUAAUCCAUUCAGGCUUAUUGGAGUUGGAUUGUCAGUUUGGACUUUUGCUACAGCUGGUUGUGGUUUUUCAUUUGAUUUUUGGUCCAUCACUAUCUGCCGCAUGUUAGUUGGUGUUGGUGAAGCUUCUUUUAUAAGUCUUGCGGCUCCAUUCAUUGAUGACAAUGCCCCAGUUGCUCAGAAAACAGCAUGGCUUGCAAUUUUUUAUAUGUGUAUACCUGCUGGAGUUGCACUUGGCUAUGUUUAUGGUGGACUGGUUGGGGGUUACUUUAAUUGGCGUUUUGCAUUCUUUGGGGAGGCUAUUUUGAUGUUACCAUUUGCUGUCCUAGGUUUUGUUAUGAAACCAUUGCAGCUGAAAGGUUUUUCUCCUGCUGAAUCGAAAAUAGUGCUUACAGAAAUAGAGGCAGCUGCCUCAAAGCUUAAAGAUGAUUCAACUGGUAAAGGUGGUAUACCAUCUGUAAAGGACUUCAUAGAUCAAAGCUCAGAAGGACCUUCCAAAUUGAAAUGUGUAUGCGUUAACCUGGAUCAGUUGUCAAGAUUUUUGAAAGACAUCAAAGUGCUCUUGCUUGAGAGGGUUUAUGUUGUAAACGUUCUAGGUUACAUAGCAUACAACUUUGUCAUAGGUGCAUAUUCAUAUUGGGGGCCAAAAGCUGGUUAUAAUAUAUACCACAUGAGCAAUGCAGACCUGAUAUUUGGAGGGCUUACAAUUGUUUGUGGAGUAUUUGGAACAGUAAUGGGAGGUUAUGUUCUGGAUAAGAUGACUUCAACAAUACCCAAUGCUUUUAAACUUCUCUCUGUAGCAACAUUUUUGGGUGCCAUGUUCUGCUUCUCCGCAUUCUGUUUCAAGAGCCUAUAUGUUUUCCUAGCUCUUUUUGCCAUUGGUGAACUACUUGUAUUUGCCACGCAGGGUCCUGUAAAUUAUAUAUGUCUCCAUUGUGUUAAACCAAGUAUGAGACCACUCUCCAUGGCUAUGUCUACUGUAUCAAUUCACAUCUUUGGCGAUGUGCCUUCCUCUCCACUUGUUGGGGUUCUCCAGGAUUAUGUUAACAACUGGAGGGAGACAGCUCUGAUUCUGACAUCUGUUCUGUUUCUGGCUGCUGGAAUAUGGUUUAUAGGGAUCUUCCUUGAGAGUGUGGAUCGAUUUAAUGAAGAUAGUGAACAUGAUCGGGUCACGACAGUAGACAGGGCAGCAAGCACAACACCAUUGCUGGAAGAAAGAGCAGAAACUUGCAGGGAGCCGUGAAAGUAAUUUGCCCAAAUACGCUAAGCACAGCAGCCUCAUCAUCUUCUUCUGCUCGGCCAUCGAUCUCUUCUUCUUCUUGAUCAUCAGCAAGCAGCCAUCAUCACCCUAGCUCGAUCGGUCGUGCUCGGUCAGUGCUUCAAGUGAAGUGAUGUUGUGUUGAAGGUCUCUCAAUCAGAACAC